UGCGGCGGAAGUAGUUGCCGUUACGUCCAUGCCUGUCAGCGAACGCAGUUGCUUUAUCCUUCACAUGUUCCCGUGCAUAUAAUCUGUAAGUAAAGUUUCGCCAUGGCUGAUUUUAGUUCCAGCUUUGAUAUGCCGUCGGCUAGUUCAUCUGAAAAUGCUGAUGCUGCGGAGCUUCAGCGUCUGAUUGCAGUGGAGCAGCAAAAGGCUCAGUUUCAAGCGCAGGUUCACAACUUUACGGAUGUUUGCUGGGAUAAGUGCGUGGACAAACCGAGCUCCAAGUUGGACUCACGAACUGAGACUUGUCUCGUUAGCUGCGUGGAGCGUUUCAUCGACACGACGCUCACCAUCACCAACCGCUUUACGCAGAUGGUCCAGAAGGGCGCACACUGAUUGAAGGACACCGUCAAGAACCUCAAGGACAAUUACCAUAUUCUGGUACACGUAUAAUCCAGGAGAAUGUUUUACUGCUCUUUAGGGAUGUGGUGAACCCUUUCACCCUCGCGGACAAAAAUGACUUAAAGCCCUUUCUCAUAGACUCUGAAAUGUUUAUGAUACGUGCUACUAAUACAACCAGAAAAGAACGAUUAUUUUUUUUAUUUUGGCAGCUUAUAGUACUGACUGUCCACAUCUGUAAACCUGACUAGUGUAAUUAUCACUUCAAAUAAAUCAGAGGUUUUAAAGAAA
Molecule: messenger RNA, 684 nt
Organism: Labeo rohita (rohu)
Lineage: Eukaryota; Metazoa; Chordata; Actinopteri; Cypriniformes; Cyprinidae
Gene: timm8b
Product: translocase of inner mitochondrial membrane 8 homolog B (yeast)
Exons: 2
Coding region: 103-390 (95 amino acids)
Source: RefSeq, a predicted model, not a curated record